GAAGUGUGCACACUCAACUUUGGGAUACAGCUAAUAGGACAGGUCGAGCGAUCCGCGUUGAUGGAUCUGGUUUGAAAGCAGCGGCUGGAGCUCUGUCAGAAGUUACAGUCGAAGUCAACAGGAGGUUUGAAAGGCCUGCAGUAUGGCGUGUGCACAGCAAUCUGCUACAGAGUACCUCGAAAAGACCAGGAGCGACCUGGUGAAACACAUGAAAAACCUUCCUCUGAUCAUUGAGAAUCUUAAGCAGAAGAAGGUUUUCAAUGACGAUAACGUCAAUGAUCUGACAGGUGAGAAGACAGAGUUUGAUAAAGCCAGAUGUAUACUGGACUGGGUCAUUAAAAAAGGUGAACUGGCCAGUUAUGAAUUACUCAAGUUUCUGAAUGACACUAAGAAGAGGACAUUAGAUCCUGAUUUACACACCAGGAUCCGCUGUUUUCCCUUCAGAGAUGAAGAUGCAAAGCCCAGCUGUUUAUUUGGUACAAAGUCCUGUAAAAACUACCAGACACAGCUCAAAAAGAAAGCGGAAAGUUUACUGAAGGACCAAAGGGAAAGUUGCUGUAAAUAUAAAGAUGACAAGGUACAAGGAAACUUCAGUUUUAUUCCUCUUGUUUUAGAGACCGGCUCUGCGGUAAAAACUCCUCAAGACAAAAUAUAUUUGAAAAACAAAAAAUGCACAAAACUGAGAGCUUACAUUCCUACCGAGGGUCAAGUGUUAUCACCUGAGGACCUCCUGAGAUGGAAGGACAAAAGCAUCCUCAUCAUCGGCAAACCUGGAGUAGGAAAGACUACAGUGGUCCAGGAAAUGCUGCGUCUUUGGGCAGAGAAGGAUGAGAGACAGAUAGACUACAUGUUUUACUUUGAUCAAAGUGUUCUGGCUCACAAUAGUGUUACCAGCUUGGAGUCUCUUUUGUUUGAUGUGUAUAUAAAACCAAUGGAAAAAGACAAAAAAGAAGUGUUUCAAGAUAUUGAGGAAAACUCUGAGAAUGUUGUCAUCGUGUUUGAUGGUGUGAUGGAUUUGGGAAAAAAAUCCAUCUUGUGGAAGAUCAUGAAGCACGAGCUCCUGCCGGAUGCCAAGAUUGUGAUCACAUGCAGAUCAGAGGAGGAAGAUGAUCCACUUUUCUCUGACUGGCCGACACGGACCGUGUAUGUACAAGGAUUCAGUGCAGAGUCUAUCAACACUUACUAUCAGAAGAUGUUGGGUCAUGAUCCUGUUCUUGUAGAAGCUGUUUUGAAGAAUCAAGAGCUCUUCAGUCUUAGUCAUGUUCCAUUGUACGCAUUCAUGAUUAGACUUGAUUAAGUUUAAAAAUGACACUGUAUGCAACUAUCAUCACACAGUCACUGAAAUCUACAUCCACAUUUUCCGUCUUGCUGUGAAGAAACAUGGGAAUAAACAAAAUGAGCAAAUAGACAAGUAUCUGAAAGAGAAGAAAGAUCAGAUCCAUCCCUUGAUGAAAAAUGCUUUCAAUGGCACUAUGCAGAAGUGCCUGAACCUUUCAGAUUUUAGCAGUGAUGAGACGGAUAUUUGUCAUGCUUUUCUGAAAAUGAUCACAACAACAGACUCUCCAACAUCUGCAACUACACACUGUGCGUUUCUCCACAACACAAUGCAGGAAUUCUUCUCGGCUUUGUGGCUUCUUGGACAUCCAGAUGAAAUUGAGAAAGUCCUACAGCUCUGUCAGACUGAGGAGCAUAAACACAUGAGACAUGUUCUUCCUUUAUUAUGUGGACUUCUGAGUGAACACCACACCAGACUCCUCAAGUGUCUCUUCCCAGAGGAUCAGAUAAAGAAAACAUCUGACCUGCUGAUUGAGAAGCUUUUGGACACGUUUCUUCAGGCUCAGAGUGAGAGUGAAGAGUUUGAUCUUCUCCAUGUGUGUCAGUGCUUGUAUGAGCUCCAGUCUCCUAAAGCCUGUUUAAUGUUCCUGGAGAAGAUGAACCAUCAGAUUGAACCAGAAGUGGAUCUCGAUUCUCAUCAGAGUUGUGCUCUGUCUUAUGUGAUUGGUCAGUGCAGAGAUAAAGAGGUUUAUCUGAAUCUGGACGACUGUGACGUAGCUGAUAUAGGAAUGAUCAUGCUGCUCAGCUGCUCACCAAACAUCAGGUUAAAGACUUGUAAAGAACCGCUGGAGCAAAUCAUAUUCUUUGUAGAAUUCUUCCAUAAAUCAUUAAAUCAAUGUGACUGCAAACUUUCUGAGGUGAGAGAAAGAGACAACCCAGGAACUUUAAAUGCUCUGCUGGAUCUGUGCUCACAUGUGAAGAACUAUGAGACUCAAACAGGCAGAAGUUUUCUUCCAGCAUUACAGUCAGUUUUCCAGUUAAGUGAUGAUGUCUGGAUCAUAGAUCUCUCAAAGAGAAAGAGCUCUGUCCUCCUGGAAGUGCUGAAGCUUCAGACAGAGAAGAAAACAGUCGAGCUGGGAGGAUUGUCAGAGAAAGAGAGUGAUAUGAAGAGUCUCCUUCAGUGUCUGCAACACAUCUCAAAGCUGAGAUUCUCUGAUCUGAGUAAAAGCAUUCUUCAUGAAUUUCUUCUGAGUCUCUUUAUUAAAGCAGCAGAGAUCGAGACACAGACAGGAGAACAGAUGCUUGAACAGUUAGCAUCAGUCUGCACCAGCUCUUCCGACAAUAGACAGACUUACAUAUUUGAUGAUUGGGAUUUCCUGCUGGAUCUGUACUCUCGUGUGAAGAACUAUGAGACUCAAACAGGCAGGACUUUUCUUCCAGCAUUACAUUCAGUUUUCCAGUUACGUGAUGUCUGGUUCAUAGAUCUCUCAGAGAGAAAGAGCUCAGUCCUCCUAGAAGUGUUGAAGCUCCAGACAGAGAAGAAAACAGUCGAGCUGAGAAGAUGUUCAGAGGAAGAGAGUGACGUGAAGAGUCUCCUUCAGUGUCUGCCACACAUCUCACAGCUGAGGUUCUGGUUCUUUAAUGAAGAAACAAGGAUGUCUGCAGUCAGAUUCCUGCUGAAGCUCUUUGUUGCUGCAGGAGAAACUGAUGAAGAAACAAGAUUCUUUACUCUGCUGUCAUCUGUGUGCAGCUACAAAACCUUCCCUUUUGAUGAAGAGGAUUAUAAUUAUUAUGAUUAUGAUCAUGCUGAUGAUCAGCGUGAUUUCCUGCUGGAUCUGUUCUCUCAUGUGAAGAACUAUGAGACUCAAACAGGCAGGAGUUUUCUUCCAGCAUUACAGUCAGUUUUCCAGUUACGUGAUGUCUGGAUCAUAUAUCUCUCAAAGAGAAAGAGCUCAGUCCUCCUGGAAGUGCUGAAGCUCCAGACAGAGAAGAAACCAGUCGAGCUGAGUGGAUGUUCAGAUGAAGAAAGUGAUGUGAAGAGUUUCCUUCAGUGCCUGCCACACAUCUCAGAGCUGAGGUUCUGGUUUAUUCAUUAUGAAGAAAGAAGGAUGUCUGCAUUCAGAUUCCUGCUGAAGCUCUGUGUUGCUGCAGGAGAAACUGAUGAAGAAACAAGAUUCUUGGCUCUGCUCUCAUCUGUGUGCAGCUACAAAACCUUCCCUUUUGAUGAUAAUUAUUAUGAUGCUGAUGUUCAGAGUGAUUUCCUGCUGGAUCUGUGCUCACAUGUGAAGAACUAUGAGACUCAAACAGGCAGGAGUUUUCUUCCAGCAUUACAGUCAGUUUUCCAGUUACGUGAUGUCUGGAUCAUAGAUCUCUCAGAGAGAAAGAGCUCUGUCCUCCUGGAAGUGCUGAAGCUCCAGACAGCGAAGAAACCAGUGAAGCUGAGAAGAUGUUCAGAGAAAGAGAUUGACAUGAAGAGUUUCCUUCAGUGUCUGCAGCACAUCUCACAGCUGAGGUUCUUGUUCAUUGAUGAUGAAGAAAGAAGGAUGUGUGCUGUCCGAUUCCUGCUGAAGCUCUGUGUUGCUGCAGGAGAAACUGAUGAAGAAACAAGAUUCUUGACUCUGCUGUCAUCUGUGUGCAGCUACAAAACCUUCCCUUUUGAUGACAAAUAUUAUAAUGAUGAUGUUCAGUGUGAUUUCCUGCUGGAUCUGUGCUCACAUGUGAAAAAAUAUGAGACUCAAACAGGCAGAAGUUUUCUUCCAGCAUUACAGUCAGUUUUCCAGUUAUGUGAUGAUGUCUGGAUCAUAGAUCUCUCAAAGAGAAAGAGCUCUGUCCUCCUGGAAGUGCUGAAACUCCAGACAGAGAAGAAAACAGUCGAGCUAGGUGGGUUGUCAGAGAAAGAGAGUGACGUGAAGAGUCUCCUUCAGUGUCUGCCACACAUCUCACAGCUGAGACUGUCCAAAGAGACUCUCCAGAAGCUUGUUAAAUGUGUCUAUGAAGCUCAGGAAGAGGAACUGACUCAAUGCUUCCUGCAGAAAGUGGACGGGGAUCUGACUUCCUGUUCAUUGAGCUGGGAAGAGCUUCAUUACUUCCUGCAAUGCAGAAUUCAACAAAUCACUCUGAACCUCAAAAAGAGUAACAUUCAGGCCAACAUCAGAGAAAUUCUGCCAUUCCUGAACCAGGUUAAGUUUAAACGGAUGAGCUCUGCCUUCAUGCUGUGUGUGAUCAGAGAGGUCUAUGAGUCUGGCUCUUCUGGGUUUGUGUCCAGUCUGUUGAGUUCAGUGGAGAACUACAUUAACCUGCAGAGCAGAGAUCUGGACUCUGUUCACUGUGCGUCGCUGCGCUUCACACUGCAGCACUGCACUGCAGCUUCACUCAACCUGCUCUGGACCUCCAUACCAGAGGAAGAGCUGCAGAGCAUUCUGCCUCUCUUCACACACCUCUCCCACCUCAGUGUUGACAGGCUACUGUUGCUGAAGAUGCUUCACUGCUGCAGUGUCUCUGAUGUCCAGCAGGAAACAGCAGCUGUUCUGCUCUCUGUCCUUCAGCACAAGCUGGACUUCUCUUGCAGCUCUGCUCUGGAUCUGACAGCAAACACAGACUCGGAGCCUCUACAUCUGACCGCUGAAGACUGCCGUGUGAUAUCCAGAGUCAUUCAGAGAGCUCAUUCAGACACAAAGACACGGCUGAUUCUGCAGGACUGUGAGAUUCAUACAGCUGGAAUGGAUCAGCUGUUCCCAGUGUUACACUCUGUUCAGCUCUGCUGUGAUAAACCUCUGCUGCUUCAGUUUCUGGCUCAUGUGAGGCCUGAGGAAGCCCCGUCUCUCUCUCAAGCUCUGGGUGAAGAGCUGGAUCUCAGUCAGACUCAGCUGGAUCCACAGGUCUGUAGAGGUCUGGAGCUGAUUCUGGAAUAUUCUGAAGGACUGACAGAACUGGAUCUGAGUCAGUGCCGUCUCACCGAUCACAGUCUGGAUCUGCUGCUCCCAAACCUCCACAAAGCUCAAAUCAUUGAUUUCAGUGGAAACAGCAUCACUGACGCUGGGGCUGAGAAAAUCUACAGUAUCAUCUCUCACAACAGUAACAUAAAGACAGUAAGGCUCUUCAACAACAGAAUUGAAUCCAGACAGCUCUUCAGCACAGACUCGCGAUUUGAGAUCUGGUGAUGUCAGUAAACUCUCUGGAAUCAACAAGCAGAUGAAAAUAUCC
This is a messenger RNA of Carassius carassius (crucian carp), 5478 nucleotides long. RefSeq lists its product as uncharacterized. The record is from RefSeq and is a predicted model, not a curated record. The transcript is spliced from 14 exons. Lineage: Eukaryota; Metazoa; Chordata; Actinopteri; Cypriniformes; Cyprinidae. The coding region runs from base 1449 to 5435 and encodes 1328 amino acids.